UCCAAAAUGUGCGAUUCAAAUCAAGAAUAUUACUUGAAGCUGGAAGAGUUGAAGAACGCCCACUUGGAGACCAUGGCAAAAUUAGAAAGUAUGUAUCGGAAUAAACUGUACUUAAAAGGAGUACAACCCUCGGACAAGAAAAAGGCUGCUUCUAAUGUGUGUUGUAGGCCAACUUGGGAAAAGAGCUCGUAUCAGCCUCUAAAUUUGCACAAAUCCUUUUCAGACUCUGACUUAAGUGAUCCCGUAGGCUCGAGUAUAUCUGAUGGGUCUGACAGAGAAAUAGCGUUUGAAGAAAAUGGUAGCGAAACUGGAUCAUCUGCAUUUGCUAAGGAACGGAUUGAAAGAAUGUGGGACGGCUUCUCUGUGGAAGACUACAUCUCCCGCACCAAACACAGCUUGCCAGCCUUCAGAACGAUACGGAAGAAACAGAAAGCCUGGUCACCAAAAGUUACUGUGCCCAAGCCUUUCCAGAUGACUAUUAGAGAAGCUAGGAAGAAAGAACAGAAUGUCAAAUCAAAGUCACAGAUUGAAAUGGAAAAUAACUUAUUGAAGCAGCAACUAGAGGAAGAAGCAGAGUGUCAGAAAAAAUUCCGAGCCAAUCCAGUGCCUGCUGCCGUCUUCCUUCCGCUCUACCGUGAAAUCGUGCAACGAAACGAAGAACGCAGGAGGUCUGUGAAAGAGAGAAGCAAACUCAAGCUCUUGGCUUCUCAGAAGCCAUUCAAAUUCAUUGAACGAGAGAAGCAAAGGAAUGAAAUUCGGAAAAUGCAAUUAAGGGACCUUUCUGCACCUGAGAAGAAAACAAAACUGUUCAAAGCAAAACCAGUUCCUAAAUGUGUUUAUAGUCCAGCUGUUAACAACAAGCUAAAGGAGGAAGAGCUCUACCGAGAAAUCAGGAUCCGAAUGAGGGCUGAAGAGUUGCUACGUAAUUCAUCUGUACCCAACAGCAGACUGGCUUUAAAAGAUACCAGUAAAAAGAAGAAACACAAGUGCAUGGAACCAAAGGAAAGAGAACAUAAACCCAAGAUCAAAUCAAAAGUUCCAGAUUUUGAACUACUACACCAGAAAUUUCAGAAACGGCUCCUGCAACAAAAACAAGUGAAACACCUCACAGUCUGUGAACCUUUCGAUCUUCGUACUCCAUAUAUUCCCUCAAACAAGGGGAAGAUUUUGAAGGACAUUCAAGAGGACGAAGAAAAGUUGAAAGAAACACGCUGGCCAUAUGCCUCUCCAAGACGUAAACCUCAAAUGAGACAUUCGAGUGCAAACGCACAUCUCUCAGGAUUUGGAGAAUCUAAAUCGCCAAAAAUCACAGAAUCCACAAGACGACGGCUACAGGCCAUAAGGAAUUCACUUGAGGAAAAGAGAAAGCUGGAAGAACAACAAAAAAGGAACAGAACAAAGCAGAAACAAAGAACGAAAAAACUCCAGAAAAUUGUAACGACUCGGGCUGAGGCCAAUGACCCACAUCAGAGCCUAGCUCAGAUGUCUAAAUCCAAAUUAAAAACAUUCAGGAAUUAUGAGAAGCAGAGAAUGCAAGAAUAUUUGCAAGAGUUGCAAGAAAUGGAAGAAAGAGUAAAUCAAAGGCCAUUGCUUUUUGAAAGAGUCACUCAGAAAAAUGCCAGAAUAGCUGCAGAAAAGCAUUAUACUAACAGAUUGAGAGCACUGGGGGUAUGCCCAGAGUUGGUUUCAAAGAAAGGACAAACAACUAAAUUGCUACAAUGCUCCAGUGCUGAAGAUUUUAAUAACUCCACUGAUGCCAGAGAAAGAGUCAUGAAGGAUAAAAUGAAAGAAAGGGAAUCCUUUGAGGAAGCAGCUGACAGCAGGCCUUGGUCUGAGCAGUCCUGUGAGGAGGAGGAAGAGGAGGGAGAGAGGAGAAAAGGUGUCAAAACCUCCACCCGGGAUGGCCAGUCCAGUGAGGAUGAGGAAGAGGCAAGAGCCAGCCCUUACACUCAUCAGCCUUGCCACGCAGAGGAGGCUGGGUCCAGUCCCCCCUCAGACCAGCACCAUGAAGAGGAGGAGGAAGUAAAAGCAGUCCUGUCGCUUGGCCGUUCCCAGGAGGAGGACAGUGAUCAGUCAAGAUCCAGCUCUCGGUCUGACCAGUCCCAUGAGCGUGAAGAGGAAGGUCAGUCUGACCCUGAAGCCGAGGGUGCCUUCAGAUACGAGGAUGAGGAAUAUGAAAAUGAUGAUUCGGAAGAGAAACCCAGCGAUGAUGAAGCUGACUGA
Nipponia nippon (crested ibis) is the source of this 2223-nucleotide messenger RNA. Lineage: Eukaryota; Metazoa; Chordata; Aves; Pelecaniformes; Threskiornithidae. The record is from RefSeq and is a predicted model, not a curated record.